Molecule: messenger RNA, 861 nt
Organism: Paracoccidioides brasiliensis Pb18
Exons: 2
Coding region: 1-861 (286 amino acids)
Source: RefSeq, a predicted model, not a curated record
AUGUCUUCGGAACCCUCCAUUCAACAAUCCCUCCUCGAUACGAUCGAGCGUUCCUUUUACCAGGAAUCACCUGCGGAAUCAAGGGAACAGACAGCUGACCAUCACCAACAUGAGAAACAUCGAGGAAUGAGCUCGUCAGAUACUGCCUACCACCCAGUGUCAAUAAACCUCGACACGCUGGGAGGAACAGAUAUCCCACCACUGCAACCACGACAACGACAGCUUCCCCAGAACUUUGAGAUGCCCGGACGCCCCGCGAACGGAUUGGUGUUUCUACUCCAUUGGGGCUGUGUGAUCCUCACAGUCGCAGCUACAGUUCUGUUCGGGGUCUGGGCUCCCCUGAGCUACGAGGCGACAAAGGAGGCAAAUAAAGACAAUGAUCAAACACUGCGAGCGCUUGUGAGAUCUGCCCAAUCGGCCAAUGAGAUGGCGACAAGUGCACUCUCUUCUGCGUCGCGACAUCUAGCUAUGGCAACUGCACAGGCGAGCGCCAUUAGCAAUUUGCAGUCGCAGUUGGCUGCUAUGGGACAGAUAGCUAUGUUGCAGUAUUGCGAUGGACAGACUAGAGGGGACUUCGUCGCGUGUUCAUCCUUUUUGAACUCCAUCAAUCUCACCAGCCUGGUCUCCCAGAUUGUCACGCCACCAACCGCGAUACCAACCCCUACAUCAACCGGUAACGGCCGUUCGUCACCCACCCGUAACCCUUCAGACACCAACAGCCGCUCACGAGGUCUCUCCCUUUCUAUCGGCUCUAUUCUCGGGAUCAUUUUUGGCGGCACCGCCGCCGUAGGAAUCGUCAUGGGAUUCAUAGUCUGGCGGUAUCAGCGGAGAAGAUUGGUGGAUUCACGGCGAUUUCAUUGA